This is a messenger RNA of Opisthocomus hoazin, 1557 nucleotides long. Lineage: Eukaryota; Metazoa; Chordata; Aves; Opisthocomiformes; Opisthocomidae. The record is from RefSeq and is a predicted model, not a curated record.
AUGUGGUUUGAGAGCACUGUGCAGGUUGGCAAACUGCAGGACCUUAUCAACCGAAGUAAGAUGGCGAGGUGUAGAGGACGAUUUGUUUGCCCAGUCAUUCUGUACAAGGGAAAGCAUAUUUGCAGAUCAGCAACGCUGGCCGGCUGGGGAGAGCUGUAUGGGCGCACUGGCUACAACUAUAUCUUCUCAGGAGGUUCUGAUGAUGCUUGGGCAGAUGCAGAAGACAUUUCAGAGGAAGAUUCUGCACUUAGAAAUGCAGACUCCCAGCUGUUCGACAAGGUCAGAGGGCAUGACAUCAAGCUGCUUCGAUACCUGUCUGUCCGAUAUAUCUGUGACCUAAUGGUGGAAAACAAGAAGGUGAAGUUUGGCUUGAAUGUGACGUCUUCUGAGAAGGUGGACAAAGCUCAACGUUAUGCUGAUUUCAUGCUUCUCUCCAUCCCAUAUCCAGGCUGUGAAUUUUUUAAGGAAUACAAAGACCGAGAUUAUACAGCUGAAGGUCUCGUAUUCAACUGGAAACAGGAUUACGUAGAUGCUCCAUUAAGUAUCCCAGUCUCUCUGACCCAAUCUCUGAAUAUUGAUUGGAGCGAGUACCAGAGCUGGGACCUUGUGCAACAGACACAGAACUACCUGAAGCUGCUCAUCUCCAUCAUCAAUAGUGAUGAUGACAGCGGGCUCCUGGUGCACUGUAUAUCCGGCUGGGAUCGAACUCCUCUCUUCAUCUCCUUAUUGCGCCUCUCCUUAUGGGCUGAUGGGCUGAUCCACAUGUCCCUGGAGCCAUCUGAGAUUCUCUACCUGACAGUGGCCUAUGACUGGUUUCUCUUUGGGCACAUGUUAGUUGAUCGACUCAGUAAAGGAGAAGAGAUUUUCUUUUUCUGCUUCAAUUUUCUGAAGCACAUCACCUCUGAGGAGUUCUCUGCUGUGAAGUCACACAGAAGGAAGAGUUUGCCACCAGGCUUCACGCUGGAAGAGAUCUGCAUGCUCAAGCAGAGAGACCGAGGCAGCACCACAAGUCUGAGCAGCGACUUCUCCCUAGGGAUGGAAAGUUCCCCUGGAGCAGCUGGGAGCUUCACCUAUGAAGCAGUGGAGCUGAUGCCAGCAGGAGCACAGGCUCAAGCAGCGUGGAGGAAGAGCUGUGCAUCAUCACCACAAGCUGCGCUCUGGAGCAGGGCACAGCAGUCUGAAGACAGACUGCCUUCCUCAGGGUUGGUCGAAGUCAAGUCCUCCAGCUCCUCCUCCUCAACCCACUCUGAUAACUUCCUGAGGAUUGGAAGCAGCCCACUGGAAGUGCCGAGGUCCAGAUCGGCGGACCAUUCUCUGCCCGGAUCUUCCGUUUCCACAGACUUUGGCAGCUGGCAGAUGGUGACAGGGUGUGGCAGUAUUCGGGAGCAGGCAAUCCUGAGCACAGACGCCUCUCUCCCUUGCAGCUUCCCGGAUGAGUUCCCUAGCACUUGCCUGUAAGUGUCUCAAACGCAGGAUCUUUCCUUGGGUCUCUCAGCUGGCUGUGAGCGCUGGAACUUUGUCACCCUGGCGCUUUCAAAGAAGCCUGGGAGCCCAUAA